Molecule: messenger RNA, 7844 nt
Organism: Coregonus sp. 'balchen'
Lineage: Eukaryota; Metazoa; Chordata; Actinopteri; Salmoniformes; Salmonidae
Source: the annotation of a GenBank genome assembly
UGGAAACCCUGCUGCUGUUGCUGAGGCUGAGUGAACAGCACUGUUGGUGGAAAAAGCCCUGUUGCCGAUUUUGCUGAGCAGACUGAAUGCAUAUCGAAAUACUUUGAAGUCGGGGAAUAUCCCCACGUUUUUGGUAAGUGUAGUUAGUUUUUUAAAUGGCACGAUUAUUUAGCGAGCCAAUUGCUACAAUAAACAUCUUUGCUAGCGACCGAGAGCUAGCUAGGGAACGUUACUACCUAGCUAAAAGCUAGCUGACGUACGCGUUAGCUGUGUUCUGAGGGGAAACCAUCGCUUGCUAGCUAGUUAGCUAGCUUGUUUGCUUUUGGAGAGGGGAUCUUAGUUUUUUAGCUACUAGAUAACAACCAGAAGAGCUGAACAAUUGUUCGUUUAGGUGAGCGAUAUGUUUGAUUAGCUAAACAAGAGAGGUUGCUAACUAGCUAGUUAGGUAGUUAAAUCAUUGCACCCAGAGAGUUAACGUAUGCUGCAGCUAACCACUGAUGCAUACUCUCUCCCUGGAAAAUAUUAUAGUCUUGUUAUUCUAAGAGAAAUAAUAACCAUUAGCCUUUGUUUGCCGAAUACUGAUUGGAUUGUUUUUGUAUUAAAACGUUAGCUAUAUCGAAAUGUUAUAGUCAGAUAGAAUAGAACAAUGAAAGUUGAAAAUAUUGUUUCAUGUGAUUGUAAAGGGGUGGGGGACUUGGGGCCAUAACCAGGGCUCUUUCCGUUAUGGACAGCCAAUACAUUUGGUUUGCUUUCAUUGGAUACGUGUCAGUAACUUGCUAACGUUAGCUAGAUUUCAGUUGAAACCCGUGAAAGUAGCUUGGCCAUCAAUUAAAUCUAGCUGCAUCAUGCAAUUUCUCUUUUCCUUUCCAGGUUUGCAUGCCACAUGAUAGGCCUACUUCAAAGCAGAAAGCACUGUCUGAUAUUUAAAACAUAGCUAGCUAUUACAGUAUUAUGAUCAAAUAUAGCUUACUAUUUCCAAUGCAUAUGUUACGAGGCUGUAACUUGAUGGUAGCUUGUGGCUAGCUAUAGGGGUUGUUGGUUUGGCUUGUUCUCUCUCUCUCUCUCCUCUCUCUCUCUCUCUCUCCUCUCUCUCUCUCCUCUCUCUCUCCUCUCUCUCUCUCCUCUCUCUCUCUCUCUCUCUCUCUCUCUCUCUCUCUCUGUCUGUCUGUCUGUCUGUCUGUCUGUCUGUGUGUGUGUCUGUGUGUGUGUGGACUUCUCCUUGCAGUCCUCCCAGCAUCACACCAUUAGCCCCUGGCAACCAGUCCAUAAAGACACAUGCACACUAGACCCUGGCAACCAGUCCAUAAAGACACAUGCACACUAGACCCUGCCAUAGCAACGUCUUGGAUCCCCCUGCCAUAGCAACGUCUUGGAUCCCCCUGCCAUAGCAACGUCUUGGAUCCUUCAAGAGGAAAAAACAGUGAAUGUGCUUCAGGGAAACACAAUGGCUCUUUUGAUGUGAUGCAUAAAAGGCAGCAUUUAGAACUAAACACUUACUGUCAGAUGCUGAUUAAAUGUCAACAGUUGCUUUCUUUCACUUGUAGAAUCUUAAAAGCUUCAAGAGCAACUAUUGCCGCUGUUGAUGAAAUGCAGAACUAAUCAACACCUCUUUUUGGGAAUAGACCUUAACUUAAAUGACGUAAUGUGCACAUAUGCUAUGCAAUAUAUCUUUGCAAGCAUAGGGCUAACGUUAUCUAAACUAUGCUGAAGGAAACGGUAGGAAGAGGCAGUGUAGCCAAACAGUGCGUAAUACAGGAGGUUUAUAAAGAAAAACAAUUCUGCAAGGCCAGUGUUUGUAUUAAGAAUAAUAAUAAUAUGCCAUUUAGCAGACGCUUUUAUCCAACGCGACUUACAGUCGUGCGGGCAUACAUUUUUGUGUAUGGGUGGUCCCGGGGAUCGAACCCACUACCCUGGCGUUACAAGCGCCGUGCUCUACCAGCUGAGCUACAGAGGACCACACUAUUAGGUGUAAUUCAAGAUAACUAAGCCAAAUGAAGAGAUCAGUACACUAACGUUGUCAGCAGGUACCACACAUGUUGUUGAUUACCACUGCAGAAUGACUUAGAAUAUUCUGUUAUGCAAUCCACUGAUUUCUCUCUCUUUCUCACUCUCCCCCCCCCCCCCCUCUUUUCAUCAACAGUUUAGGAUGAGCAUGGAAGAUUAUGACUACCUGUUCAAAAUUGUACUAAUAGGAAAUGCUGGUGUUGGGAAAACCUGCCUAGUCCGCCGCUUCACUCAGGUUAGUAUCAUAAUCAUACAUCAAACCUGCCUAGUCCGCCGCUUCACUCAGGUUAGUAUCGUAAUCAUACAUCAAACCUGCCUGGUCAGACGGUUCACUCAGGUUAGUAUCGUAAUCAUACAUCAAACCUGCCUGGUCAGACGGUUCACUCAGGUUAGUAUCAUAAUCAUACAGUCUCAUCAAUGAGUUGCAACAAAACAAUUAAUUCUAAUUCUGUAAUUUUUCGGCCCAUUUCCCAGGGCCUUUUCCCGCCUGGACAAGGGGCUACCAUAGGAGUUGACUUCAUGAUCAAGACUGUGGAGAUCAAAGGGGAAAAAGUCAAGGUCUGUCAAUCACACUUCAUGUACAAUUACUUUUGUGUACCUAUAAAGCAUGGUUCCCUGACUGGUGGCCCAUGGGCCGAAUUUGACCCGUGGGUGAUUUUAUUUGGUCCCCCGAGUUUUCUGAGACUGUAAAAACACCAGCAACUCAGCUCCAAGUGAUUUUAAUUUUGGAAAAAUGUACCAAAGUAUUCUCAUGCAGAAUAGAGAGAGAUAUAUGUGAUCAUAUACAAAUGUAAGCAAGGUUUGAAAUGAUUAUGUUUUAGUCAAAUAUGAUAUCUGUUUGGGCUUCUUGCGGUCAAUUUACAGUCUACACAGUAUUUGUAGUUAUGUUCCGGCCCCCAGACCAUCCACUCAAGAAAAAAUCAGUCUGCAGCUGAAUCUAGUUGAUAUUCCCUGCUAUAAAGGAUUUAUCAAGCAUCUAUGUAGUGUUAAUAAAGGCUUAAUGAAUGCUAUAUAAACCUUUGUAACUGCCUUAUCAUUAGUUUAAUGCUCUAUAAACCUUUGUAACUGCCUUAUCAUUAGUUUAAUGCUCUAUAAACCUUUGUAACUGCCUUAUCAUUAGUUUAAUGCUCUAUAAACCUUUGUAACUGCCUUAUCAUGAGUUUAAUGCUCUAUAAACCUUUGUAACUGCCUUAUCAUGAGUUUAAUGCUCUAUAAACCUUUGUAACUGCCUUAUCAUUAGUUUAAUGCUCUAUAAACCUUUGUAACUGCCUUAUUAUUAGUUUAAUGCUCUACAAACCUUUGUAACUGCCUUAUCAUUAGUUUAAUGCUCUAUAAACCUUUGUAACUGCCUUAUCAUUAGUUUAAUGCUCUAUAAACCUUUGUAACUGCCUUAUCAUGAGUUUAAUGCUCUAUAAACCUUUGUAACUGCCUUAUCAUUAGUUUAAUGCUCUAUAAACCUUUGUAACUGCCUUAUCAUUAGUUUAAUGCUCUAUAAACCUUUGUAACUGCCUUAUCAUGAGUUUAAUGCUCUAUAAACCAUUGUAACUGCCUUAUCAUUAGUUUAAUGCUCUAUAAACCUUUGUAACUGCCUUAUCAUUAGUUUAAUGCUCUAUAAACCGUUGUAACUGCCUUAUCAUUAGUUUAAUGCUCUAUAAACCUUUGUAACUGCCUUAUCAUUAGUUUAAUGCUCUAUAAACCUUUGUAACUGCCUUAUCAUUAGUUUAAUGCUCUAUAAACCUUUGUAACUGCCUUAUCAUUAGUUUAAUGCUCUAUAAACCUUUGUAACUGCCUUAUCAUUAGUUUAAUGCUCUAUAAACCUUUGUAACUGCCUUAUCACGAGUUUAAUGCUCUAUAAACCUUUGUAACUGCCUUAUCAUUAGUUUAAUGCUCUAUAAACCUUUGUAACUGCCUUAUCACGAGUUUAAUGCUCUAUAAACCUUUGUAACUGCCUUAUCAUUAGUUUAAUGCUCUAUAAACCUUUGUAACUGCCUUAUCAUUAGUUUAAUGCUCUAUAAACCUUUGUAACUGCCUUAUCACGAGUUUAAUGCUCUAUAAACCUUUGUAACUGCCUUAUCACGAGUUUAAUGCUCUAUAAACCUUUGUAACUGCCUUAUCACGAGUUUAAUGCUCUAUAAACCUUUGUAACUGCCUUAUCAUUAGUUUAAUGCUCUAUAAACCUGUGUAACUGCCUUAUCACGAGUUUAAUGCUCUAUAAACCUUUGUAACUGCCUUAUCACGAGUUUAAUGCUCUAUAAACCUUUGUAACUGCCUUAUCAUGAGUUUAAUGCUCUAUAAACCUUUGUAACUGCCUUAUCAUUAGUUUAAUGCUCUAUAAACCUGUGUAACUGCCUUAUUAUUAGUUUAAUGCUCUAUAAACCUUUGUAACUGCCUUAUCACGAGUUUAAUGCUCUAUAAACCUUUGUAACUGCCUUAUCAUUAGUUUAAUGCUCUAUAAACCUGUGUAACUGCCUUAUCACGAGUUUAAUGCUCUAUAAACCUUUGUAACUGCCUUAUCACGAGUUUAAUGCUCUAUAAACCUUUGUAACUGCCUUAUCAUUAGUUUAAUGCUCUAUAAACCUUUGUAACUGCCUUAUCAUGAGUUGAAUGCUCUAUAAACCUUUGUAACUGCCUUAUCAUUAGUUUAAUGCUCUAUAAACCUUUGUAACUGCCUUAUCAUUAGUUUAAUGCUCUAUAAACUGUUGUAACUGCCUUAUCAUUAGUUUAAUGCUCUAUAAACCUUUGUAACUGCCUUAUCAUUAGUUUAAUGCUCUAUAAACCUUUGUAACUGCCUUAUCAUGAGUUUAAUGCUCUAUAAACCUUUGUAACUGCCUUAUCAUUAGUUUAAUGCUCUAUAAACCUUUGUAACUGCCUUAUCAUUAGUUUAAUGCUCUAUAAACCGUUGUAACUGCCUUAUCAUUAGUUUAAUGCUCUAUAAACCUUUGUAACUGCCUUAUCAUUAGUUUAAUGCUCUAUAAACCUUUGUAACUGCCUUAUCAUUAGUUUAAUGCUCUAUAAACCUUUGUAACUGCCUUAUCACGAGUUUAAUGCUCUAUAAACCUUUGUAACUGCCUUAUCAUUAGUUUAAUGCUCUAUAAACCUUUGUAACUGCCUUAUCAUUAGUUUAAUGCUCUAUAAACCUUUGUAACUGCCUUAUCACGAGUUUAAUGCUCUAUAAACCUUUGUAACUGCCUUAUCACGAGUUUAAUGCUCUAUAAACCUUUGUAACUGCCUUAUCAUUAGUUUAAUGCUCUAUAAACCUUUGUAACUGCCUUAUCAUGAGUUUAAUGCUCUAUAAACCUUUGUAACUGCCUUAUCAUGAGUUUAAUGCUCUAUAAACCUUUGUAACUGCCUUAUCAUUAGUUUAAUGCUCUAUAAACCUUUGUAACUGCCUUAUCAUGAGUUUAAUGCUCUAUAAACCUUUGUAACUGCCUUAUCACGAGUUUAAUGCUCUAUAAACCUUUGUAACUGCCUUAUCAUGAGUUUAAUGCUCUAUAAACCUUUGUAACUGCCUUAUCAUGAGUUUAAUGCUCUAUAAACCUUUGUAACUGCCUUAUCAUUAGUUUAAUGCUCUAUAAACCUUUGUAACUGCCUUAUCAUGAGUUUAAUGCUCUAUAAACCUUUGUAACUGCCUUAUCAUGAGUUUAAUGCUCUAUAAACCUUUGUAACUGCCUUAUCAUUAGUUUAAUGCUCUAUAAACUUGUGUAACUGCCUUAUCAUUAGUUUAAUGUGGGACCAGAUUAUUUUAAACACCAUGAGAAUCAAAGAACAAACCUUACCUCAACAUUGACUGUGAUGUGUGGUUGUCUGACCCACCUUUAGUUAAAUGAAUGCACAGACUAAGUCGCUCUGGAUGAGAACGUCUGCGAGGCUUUAAAUGACCAAAAUGUAAAAACAGUGGUAACGUGAUUUGAACACAUAUUUUCCUCCCAGCUGCAGAUCUGGGACACAGCAGGCCAGGAGCGUUUCCGUUCCAUCACCCAGAGUUACUACAGGAGUGCCAACGCCCUCAUCCUCACCUAUGACAUCACAUGUGAGGACUCCUUCCGGUGCCUUCCAGAAUGGCUGAGGGAGAUUGAGCAGUAUGCCAACACCACCGUGGUCACUAUUUUAGUCGGUGAGAUAGCGUUCACAUGCUGUAGUAACGUGCGUCCUGUACGACACCCUAUUGCUUUGAAAUGUUUGACCAGAGCUCAACCUGGACCAAAAGCAGUGCGUCACAUUACAUCACAUUGAUGUCAAUAUCCCUCUGGUUAAAGGUCAAGCCCAUACAAAGCUAUGGUCAUCAGUCCAAGGACCAGCUCAACGUAGUAAUCAAAAGUUAUUCGGUAUUAAAAGUAGAUGGCAUCUCGAAAAUGUGCUAUUGGCUUUAUCAGGGUGGGAUCAGAUGUCCUAAAGGCAUACCUACCGGUAACUAGUUUAUGUGGUUUUAUCAGACAAUGGACAACGAGAUAAUAUUAGAUGCAAUUGUUCCACGGGGUGAGGUUACCAUAUCUCCACUCUAGAAUCUGGGAAGGGAUUUUAUCAAGAGUGAAAAGCUUUAUAGAAAAUGUAUAAAGUAAAAUGUAUGUUGUUAUUGGAUACUUCCCAUCCUAGCUGCUAUUGAGAAUAUUUAGAUUAGAUAACUCCCUUUUGGAACGUUGGUUUGUUUUUUUGCCAGAGCACAGAACUUGUGAAAAGAUCAACAGUAUCGUUGAACGUCAGUGAUGCUCACAGUCACACCGUAACAAUCAGCCUAUGCAUCAGGCCUCUCUAUCUAACAUUCAAUAUUAAAGAUGAAUAUUUCCCUUUUUCCCCCCAGGUAAUAAGAUUGACCUAGCUGAGAAGAGGGAAGUCCUGAGGCAGAGAGCUGAAGAGUUUGCGGAUUCCCAGAGCAUGCUGUACCUGGAGACGUCAGCCAAGGAGUCUGACAACGUGGAGAAGCUCUUUCUGGAUCUGGCCUGCGAGCUGAUCCGCGAAGCCAAACAGAACACGCUGGACAACAAUGACACAGCGAACGCUACGCCCGGAGAGGGAAAGGCCAUCAGCUACCUGGGCUGCUGCGGCACAAACUAGUCCGGACGCCAGAGAGCUGGGGGGGGUCGCGUUCAUUCCUGUUCAUAAAGGACACCAAACACCAACAAGUGGGGUUCUUAUCGGACAGAUUUAGCUCAGUACCUUUCCGGGUUACCCUCUGUUUUGGGACGUUUUUUCUUCCGUUUUAAUGCCUAUUGAACGCGACCCUGAGCUGUAGUGUGACCAGCACACUAGCUGUAAAAUAGAUCUGACACAGUGGAGUAGAGAUGGCAGGAUGCCUCUGUCUGUCUGUGCCAGUCCAGACUCCAUGGUGCCACUGUCAGUCCCGAGUCCCUCCAUGCCUUUUACCCUCAAAACAGAACAAGGAUCUGAUCUGUCCAAUCACCACCUUGUUGUUUUUUUAUCCUCCUGAAGAAUAUAAAUAUGUUCAGAGGAUGCAAUACAAGCUGCUGCCACUAGAUGGGAGUACAGAGCUUUAUCCCUGGUGCAACGGGAUUGAACACACUGUACUGUAGGCCUUGUUGCAAGCUGAUGUGUCAUUGGGAGUUUUCAAAGGAAAUCUUAGGAAGGUUCAAUGAGUUAAAUGUAUUCAUGCACCAUUCAUUUCAUUCAACGGAAAAAAUAUGGUUGUGCCUCCUGUCCUGUGGGUUGGUGGGUAAGAUUAAAAUGAAAAUCCAGGAGAAGUCACUAGUUGCUAGUUACCUGAUUUUAAAGCACUACAAUUAUUUCCUCACAGACAGGAGGACAUGUACAGCCCAUUCAAGUUUUUAAUUUGUCAACAAUGAUCUGAAUGAGAUUGAAUAGUUAAAUGCGUUUGCUGUGUGGGG